Molecule: messenger RNA, 1128 nt
Organism: Paecilomyces variotii
Lineage: Eukaryota; Fungi; Ascomycota; Eurotiomycetes; Eurotiales; Thermoascaceae
Product: putative Lipoyltransferase
Exons: 1
Coding region: 95-955 (286 amino acids)
Biological process (GO): protein lipoylation
Cellular component (GO): mitochondrion
Molecular function (GO): lipoyl(octanoyl) transferase activity
Source: RefSeq, a predicted model, not a curated record
CUGUGUCUAUCUAUUCGAAUCGAAUCCUGAUACCCUCGAACCACUCGCAAUCACGAAAAGAAAAUAAAUAAAAAAUAGACACCUCUCACACACAAUGAGACUCGCACACAUCCACUUCCCGAACAUCACGCCCUUUUCGCGCGUUUCGCAUCUCCAACAAACCCUCGCUGCGCGAUUAUUAGCUUAUAAAAAAGCAUCUUCUCCCCCUGCCACUUCGACAGCAACAAGUCAAGAUUCCACAACUACACCUACACCUCCCGACCCAACCAUAAUCACAUUCAGUCCCAAUCCCGUCUACACGACCGGACGCCGCGACCUUCCUCCAUCCAACACAUAUCCCGAAAAAGAAGACGGUCCACUAUCCCUCCCUCCGCCCCUGGAACCAAUUCGAUCCCUCCUCACGUCCGCCAAAGAUGGUUCGGCGCCCAUAGCUGAAUAUCAUCCUACGCUUCGCGGGGGACAGACGACGUAUCAUGGUCCCGGGCAGUUGGUCGGAUAUACGGUCCUCGAUCUACGACGGAUGGGACUCACGCCAAGGUGUCAUAUUCGGUUGUUGGAAAAUAGCGUCAUUGAUGUGUUGGAUGGGUUUGGAGUGAAGGGUUUCACGACGGAGGAUCCGGGGGUGUGGGUUUCUGAUGGGGGGAAUGCCCUGCCGAAGAAGAUUACUGCGGUCGGAGUGCAUCUGCGGAGGAAUAUAAGCAGUUAUGGAAUCGGGUUGAAUGUGACGGAGGAGCCGAUGUGGUUCUUUAAACAGAUCGUUGCGUGUGGAUUGGAAGGGAGGGAGGCGACCAGUUUGGAAGGAUUGGGUGUUCGGGACGUGACGAUGGAGGAUGUCGCGAGGCGGUUUGUUGCUGCGUUUGUGAAUAGGCAUAAUAAAGAUUAUUGUGGGACGGGGAGUCAUGGGGAGAAGAUUGAGGAGGUCUAUACGGUUCGGGAGGAUGAGUUGUUAGAUUAGAUUAGGGGGGGUAGUUGUGGGAUGUCUGGAUCUAUCUCAGGAAAAGCUACGGGGAUUAUAUCUAUUAGCUGGGGAAAUAAUAGCUACAGCUGCUCCUUUCCUAAAAGGAAUGCCAUCCAUGAAUUAUAGGAUACAACACUGCUGCUCCACAUGGAGCUUUCCAAUUAAUGGAA